GCCGCGCGCGCACUAAUGGACCCGCCCGGUCGAGCCCCGUCCGUGCACCCCCGUUACAGGCGAGCACUUGGUACAGCCCGUUGGCGCUCCUCUGGCUGCCUCGCCACUGACUCAGUAGUAUCGCAGCAGUCCGCCCGAACCCGCACGCGCACCCACGGUGAGAACGUAUUACGAGCGAGUAGCAAGGAAGACGCCGAUAAAUCUGCAGCGCCGCCUCCUUUCUGCUUUCCUGACAUGACCCUGUUCGGCCCGCGAUACAUGAGCAUGAGUGGGGAGCUGAAGUCCAGCCGCUCCAGGGCAGCGAGUAAGAGGACCAGCAACACCAUCUAUGGAUCCGAGUUCGACCUGGACUACGACAGCUAUCACGAUGACUACUAUGACAGGGUGUAUGACUACCAGCGUGUGCCAGCUUCCUUGUCUCCUCUGCCCCUGGGACCCAGUUUGGCCAAGCGUUCCCGUUCCUCCUCCCACUCCUCUGGGCACAGACGCAGUCGAGACAGAACCCACUCCAAAAGCUCCAGAGCCCACUCCACCAGUUCAACCGCAGCAAAGUUGGGCAUGGAGGAGUUGCAGGUGAUUAAAAAGGAGCUGACUCUUAUAAAGACACAGAUCGAUGGGCUGCUUGACAGUCUUGACAGGAUGGACACGCAGAAGAAUGACCACAAAGGGUCCCCCCUGAGAGAGCACAGUCCGGUUGGAUCGCCAUACGCCCUGUCAGCCAGCCCAGAGCGCUCCCUCUCUCCGCCCAGCUCCCGCCAUCGAAUCCAUAGGGAGAGCCCUGACCCGAGGGAGCCUGACGACGGCCGCCACACGAUGAGCAAUCACAGCUCUGAUCCCGAGGAGGAAAUAUGAGGGAGCACAAUGAGAAGACACACAGGACGUGGAUUAAGUGCCAAACAUUAAGGAAGAGAUCCAAGACAACAAUCACAUCCUCCAGUAUCAUGUACAGUACAUAUCAGAUAACACAAUACAUGUAAUUGUAUCACAACAGCACAGUGUAACUUUUAGUGAACACAAAAUAACUCAGAUGAAUUAUAGAGUACACAGGAAUCUGCUUGACAAGAAUUUGGUGGGUAGAUUUUAAAGAGAGAGCAAAGUGUUGAAUUAAACUAUUGUAUAGUGUUUGUUGGUUCACAAACACUGAUAUCCCACCAUCCAAAUAAAUAUGUAUAAAUUCUAAUAACUGCAAAUUCUUUCUAAAAACCAGUUUAAUAUAAUCACCUUAGAGUCUUCUGGAAGCAGGCACAAUAUACAAACAUCAGGUGAAACACACAGUAAUGUUUUUGUGUAGAAAUUUGAUUAAUCAGUACAAAUAUAUUUCUUCAUUGUCAACAGCAAAGUGAGACAUGAAUAAUUACUAAAUUGUCACUAUUUCUCAUUUACAGUAAACAUGUUUCUGAAUAGAAUUAAUUGUAGGUAAUACAGUCAGUACAAGAAGAGCAAUAUGAAUAAAGCAUCGUCUGACUUCACCUGAUCGCUACAAUUAACCAUUGUUAUUGUAAAAUUUAAAUAUUAGUAUAAAGAUAUUUCGUUGGAAUAUUGAAUGUACUGUAAAACAAGCCUCCCCUGUUGUUGAGCUCAAAGUAUUUGUGUUUUCUGUUGACACGUAGCCACUUUGUUGUAUGUUUUAAAGAUGUAGGAAUUUAACUACUCAAAGAAAAUUACAGUUGUUCUGAGAGAGAGACUGAAUAAUCACACAAAUCCUUCAGGACAGAAGCACUUCCAAAUAAGAUCCUCAGUAAGACGUGUCCCAGGAAUGACCUUUAUAGAAAUCCACUCUACACUCUAAAUGUACUAUAGUAUUGUUACAUCUCUCUUCCAUGUUUUUGGCACUUUCUGAUGGUGCACAGACCCAGGUCAGUGUGUAAUAUUGUGUAUUAUUGUAAACUUUACUGUAAUUGUUGAGCUGUCUGAUUUUAAUCUUGCUUUAUGACUUCGCAUAUGCUUUUUUUAAAUGACGAUGUUACUAUAAUUCUUCUUCUUGUUUGCAAUCUUAAGAUACUGGAAGUCAAGUGGAAAUACUCAAUGUCACUGUAGUAAAAGUAUUUUCAUACUGACUGAAA
Messenger RNA from Betta splendens (Siamese fighting fish), 2063 nucleotides. Its product is annotated as heterogeneous nuclear ribonucleoprotein C. The transcript is spliced from 7 exons. Gene Ontology annotation, cellular component: nucleus. Gene Ontology annotation, molecular function: RNA binding. The record is from RefSeq and is a predicted model, not a curated record. The coding region runs from base 16 to 852 and encodes 278 amino acids. Lineage: Eukaryota; Metazoa; Chordata; Actinopteri; Anabantiformes; Osphronemidae.